This is a messenger RNA of Apis laboriosa (Himalayan honeybee), 1458 nucleotides long. It is a transcript of the gene carmine, whose product is annotated as AP-3 complex subunit mu-1. The record is from RefSeq and is a predicted model, not a curated record. The coding region runs from base 113 to 1366 and encodes 417 amino acids. Gene Ontology annotation, biological process: intracellular protein transport; endocytosis. The transcript has 9 exons. Lineage: Eukaryota; Metazoa; Arthropoda; Insecta; Hymenoptera; Apidae. Gene Ontology annotation, cellular component: clathrin adaptor complex; cytoplasmic vesicle.
UUAGUAUUAAUUUGUAAAUACAGAACCAUAUGUCAAGUAUAUGUAGAAUAUUAAAAUAAAGUUGGCAAAUAAUUUUAAAUAUUAAUUUGUCUAAAAUAAUUUCUUAUAAAAAAUGAUACAUAGUCUUUUUAUUAUUAAUUCGUCAGGAGAUGUUUUUAUGGAAAAGCAUUGGAAAAGUGCAGUGGCACGAUCAUUAUGUGACUAUUUUUUUGAUCAACAAAGAAGAGUUUUAUCUCCUGAAGAUACACCACCUGUAAUAGCUACACCUCAUCAUUAUCUUAUUAGUAUAUAUCGUUGUAAUAUGUUUUUUGUUGCAGUAUGUAUGACAGAAGUUCCACCAUUAUUUGUAAUAGAAUUUUUACAUAGAGUAGUAGAUACUUUUGAAGAUUAUUUUAGUGAAUGUACAGAAACUAUUAUAAAAGAAAAUUAUGUGGUUGUCUAUGAAUUAUUGGAUGAAAUGUUGGACAAUGGUUUUCCAUUAGCCACAGAAUCUAAUAUUUUGAAAGAACUUAUUAAACCACCAAAUAUAUUAAGAACUAUUGCAAAUACUGUUACAGGAAAAUCUAAUGUUAGUGCAACAUUACCAAGUGGACAAUUAUCCAAUGUUCCUUGGAGACGUACUGGUGUUAAAUAUACAAAUAAUGAAGCAUACUUUGAUGUUGUGGAAGAAGUUGAUGCUAUUAUUGAUAGAACUGGUGCAACUGUAUUUGCAGAAAUUCAAGGCUAUAUUGACUGUUGUAUAAAAUUAAGUGGUAUGCCAGAUUUAACACUUUCCUUCAUGAAUCCUAGAUUAUUUGAUGAUGUUAGUUUUCAUCCUUGUGUUAGAUUCAAACGAUGGGAGUCUGAACGAAUACUUUCUUUUAUUCCACCAGAUGGUAAUUUUCGUCUUCUUUCUUAUCAUAUAGGAUCACAAAGUAUUGUGGCAAUUCCAAUAUAUGUAAGGCAUAAUAUAAGCCUCAAAGAAUUAGGAGGUGGCAGAUUAGAUAUAACUGUUGGACCAAAACAAACCAUUGGCAGAACUGUAGAAAAUGUAACAUUAGAAAUUCCUAUGCCAAAAAUAGUUUUAAAUUGUACACUGACUCCAAACCAAGGAAAAUAUUCAUUUGAUCCUGUUAGCAAAAUACUAUUAUGGGAUAUUGGAAGAAUAGAUGUUUCUAAAUUACCUAAUUUAAGAGGCUCGAUUACUGUUCAAAAUUCUGCCAGUACAAUGGAAUCUAAUCCUGCCAUUAAUGUUCAUUUUACAAUUAAUCAAUUGGCAGUUUCUGGUUUAAAAGUUAAUCGAUUAGAUAUGUAUGGAGAAAAAUAUAAACCAUUCAAAGGUGUUAAAUAUAUUACUAAAGCUGGAAAAUUUCAAAUUAGAAUGUAAAUAAAAAUGUGAAAAAUUUCUCAUAUCAUUCUUAAGACUAAAUACGUAUUUUAAACUUUAUAAGAAUAUAAAUAAUUGAAAAUAAAACGAUA